AUGGUGAUGUUUAUAAUUAUUAAAGUGUCGCCGCAACAACAACAACAAACAGUUCUACCACAAGCAUCGAAAAAGGCGGCAGACGGCACUCAGAGAGAGAGUCAGGUCGCUAAAAAGCACAAAUCCGAGGGUGCUCUCAUGAAAUCUCGCUACACGAAGGCGAGGUUCAUUCUAAGCAAGAUUGCCAAAAAUGAACUCGCUGGAGCGACUGACGAGCGCGACGCGGCUGACAAAUUAAAAUACCAGCAGGUGGUUAAGGAGUACAAAGACUUCUUAUCCAAAAAACCUAAAGAAGACGACAGGAAAAAAGGCGAUGCGUUGAAGAGAAACAGGUCACAGGACGUGAUCGAUCAGGCACCGAAGAGACCUAAGGUGUCCAGCAGCAUCGAAGAAACGAAACAACGACCGUUCAGUGAGGUGGUUAAGGAUAACCUCCUCUAUGCACUAAUCGAUGAAACCACAAAUAGUGGCAAAGUGGUCCUGCAGAAGUGGGGGCAAGUGGAGGCCAAACUGUCCAAGCUCGUGCUAGACAAGCAUGUGGUUGGAGCACAGGGCGGAUUUCUCCCUUCCUUCGAUUCUGCAGGAGUACUUCGCGGCUGCAGGGUCAUCAAGUGCGACGACGACUGGUCAAGGGUUGUCCUAGAAAGACAUCCUCGCGCUCGCAUUUGGCUACCAGUGAUGGACUUGAGCGGUGCAGAAGUGCUGAAAUGCCUCAAGUCACACAACCCUGCGGUGCCGAUGGACGACUGGGCAAUCGUGAAGGCAGAAAAACCGCAAAAGAGCAGCAUGUCAUUCGUUCUGCAGAUCAACGAUGAGUGCCUGCCAAUACUAAAACAACAAGACAACAAAAUGCGGUUUGGUCUAAGAAAGGCCAAACUGAAAAUUUUCAAAGCAGACAGCAAUGCAAAUGAGGAAGACCCAGACGAGGUCGACAACAACAUACAGCUGGAAAGGCUAGAAAAGCUGGACCUAGCUGAAGACGACAAUAAAUCCGAUGCCUAG
Anastrepha obliqua is the source of this 1002-nucleotide messenger RNA. RefSeq lists its product as uncharacterized. NCBI's taxonomy places the organism in Eukaryota, Metazoa, Arthropoda, Insecta, Diptera, Tephritidae. The coding region runs from base 1 to 1002 and encodes 333 amino acids. The transcript has 3 exons. The record is from RefSeq and is a predicted model, not a curated record.